AUGUACGAGGAUCACUGGUAUGAAACCUUCCUUCUCAAAAGACAAAAACCUUGCGGCCCCUCCUCGGGCCGGUACCGCCUCUCCACCCGCUCGGACCUCUCGCUGGGCUCCCGCAGCAGCCAGCAGCCCGGGCCCCACCACCCCGGCGGCGGGGCCAAGAGCUCGGCCACUGUGAGCCGCAACCUCAACCGCUUCUCCACCUUCGUCAAGUCCGGAGGGGAAGCCUUCGUGCUGGGCGAGGCCUCCGGCUUUGUGAAGGACGGAGACAAGUUGUGUGUGGUGCUGGGCCCCCGGGGCCCCGAGUGGCAGGAGAACCCCUACCCCUUCCAGUGCUCCAUCGAGGACCCCACCAAGCAGACCAAGUUCAAGGGCAUGAAGAGCUACAUUGCCUACAAGCUGGUACCCAGCCACACGGGGCAGCAGGUGCACCGCCGCUACAAGCACUUUGACUGGCUCUACGGGCGCCUGGCGGAGAAGUUCCCUGUCAUCUCUGUGCCCCACCUGCCCGAGAAACAGGCCACAGGCCGCUUCGAGGAGGACUUUAUCUCCAAACGUCGCAAGGGCCUGGCUUGGUGGAUGGACCACAUGUGCAGCCACCCGGUGCUAGCUCAGUGCGAUGCCUUCCGACACUUUCUCACCUGCCCCAGCACUGACGAAAAGGCCUGGAAGCAGGGCAAGCGCAAGGCCGAGAAGGAUGAGAUGGUGGGAGCCAAUUUCUUCCUGACCAUCAGCAUCCCCUCUGGUCCUGGUGCUGCCUUGGAUCUACAGGAGGUGGAGAGCCAAGUGGAUGGCUUCAAGAGCUUCACCAAGAAGAUGGAUGAGAGCACCAUGCAGCUCACCCACACCGCCAAUGAAUUUGCCCGUAAGCAGGUCACUGGGUUCAAGAAGGAAUACCAGAAGGUGGGGCACUCCUUCAAGGGCCUCAGCCAAGCCUUUGAGCUGGACCAGCAGGCAUUUUCUGCCAAUCUCAACCAGGCCCUUGCCUUCACCGGGGAAGCCUACGAUGCCAUUGGGGAAUUUUUUGCAGAGCAGCCCCGACAGGACCUUGACCCCGUGAUGGAUUUGUUAGCACUAUAUCAGGGGCAUCUGGCCAACUUCCCAGACAUCAUUCACGUCCAGAAAGGAGCCCUUACCAAAGUAAAGGAGAGUAAGAGGCAUGUGGAAGAAGGGAAGAUGGAAGUCCAGAAGGCAGAUGGUAUUCAGGAUCGCUGUAACAUUAUUUCUUUUGCCACCUUGGCAGAAAUACAUCAUUUCCACCAAAUUAGGGUGAGGGAUUUUAAGUCACAAAUGCAACAUUUCUUAAAACAGCAAAUACUUUUUUUCCAAAAAGUGACACAAAAAUUAGAAGAAGCCCUGCACAAGUAUGACAAUGUUUAAUCUCCUAACUUUGAAUUGUGGACUGUUCACAGUAUGUGAGUGAUUUAAGCAGCAGAGUAAAAAUUGCUGUUGCCAACUGUUGGUGGUUCAAGAAUGAUUUUGUGUUCAUCUGGAGUCCCAGCUGAAUCUCUAAGGAAGGAAAAGGUUAAUAUGGCUGUGUAAUAGAAACAGUACCACACAUUGUAACUAAGUUAUACUGUUUAUGCCUACACUACCAUUGUAACUUUUUUGAAAUAAUGAUUAUACUCUUUGCCUUAUUGCUUUUUGAAGUAUGGUAUUUUAGUGCAUACUUUGUAGACCUCAAAACCCUUUGGGUCUUUAAGGAAGCUGGCUAGGUAAAAGCCUGCUUCAGAUGCCUUUUUAUUCUCCUACAUUUGGAUUUCCUAAAUUUACAUCUCUGUUUACAAACUCCUACUAGAGCAGCUAUGCGACUUUGUGCCUUUAGACUUUUGAUUUUUCCUUUUCUAGUAAGCCACAUUUUUAUGACUGAAUGAAGGGUUGAUGCCUGUGACAGGAACGGAUUGUGAAAUCUCAUACUGAAUGAAAUAAUGAGCUGCCGCUGUCUAAGUGGCACAGCAAAUAUUUUCUUGACAAAUGUUGGCUGAAAAAGCAGGAUUUAAAAUCAAUUCACCCUUUCCUAGAAUUGAAAAUAAAGACUAUUUAUUACAUGUAUGAGAACCUUAACCAUACAAGCAAAGAAUUCAGUAUCACUGUAUUCCCUUUAUCAUGAUUACAUAGUGAGUGGUUUUAUGUUAGAAUACAUUCAUUCUCCGAGCCUCUACUCACAGUAAUCUAAAAGCAGAGGAUUGAAAUGUAUCAAGGGAAUGUGUAUACAGGCUAACUCACAUUUAUUUGUUUUGCUGGAGAUGGUUUGGCUAUUGGUUCAGUGUAAAUUCAAAUACAGACCUAUAUGGUCAAUUGAGACUCUACUGUGAUUUACUGGUUUACUAAGUCACAAAUUUUCAGGGAUGUUCAAAGGUAUAAAUGGUUUGAAAGCACCUUUGGCUGAACUGACUAGGAAACGAGAAGCAUUUCUUGUAUUUAUAACACCCAAGUCUAAAUUAACUAUUGUCUUUUUUGUAUAAUGAUUUUUACAAAGUUGAGUGUGUAUGCACACAAAUAUGGUCUUAAAAUAACAAUUUUUCUGAUCUAAACCAAGGAAAUCAGUCUAAACUUUAUCCUUAACCUGUCUGUUCACUUUCUAUAGAUCACUAUGAGAGAGCUUUUCCUUUAUCUUGUCUCCUUCCUAUAAACAAAAAAAUGCUCCAAGGAAACAGAAUUCAAUUUACACACAUGAAAAAUAGUAAAGAUAAAUCUUGAAACAAACAAAAGGUAGGAAACUAGGCAUUCAAGUGAUAUAGUUCAGAUGGAGAACAAAAUAUUAACUACCUAUACUAUAGAAAUCCAUUAGUUUUCCGACUGGAUUGUGCCAACUUUAAUAGGCAAAAAAACCACUACGGCAAGAUGGAGGGGAGGAAAAGGACCAUUUUGAUAAGAUUUAUUGCAACAUUUUUUUGGAUUUCCCUGCACUAAUGGUUAACAAGGCUGUUCCAGGAGGAGCUUUGCUGAUAGCAGUGAUGGCGAUAAAGAAAAAAAAAAUCACUGUUUGCUAAAAUAAAACGGCAGCCAAUAAGGAAAGCAACUGUUUACAAGCUUUUUACAGAAUUGCAAACAACCUUGAGGAAAUAAAAAUUACUUGAUAUUAAAGCUAUAAUGCUGACAUGUCUUUAACCUUCCUCAUAGUACCUCACUGUAAGGGUGGGGGUUUCUGAACAAUAGCUGAUCUUACUCCCAGAUAUGGUUUACUACUUAGGACAGUUUGCAGGGGUUGAUUUGGGGUUUUAACCCUGUGCUUGGUUAAGCCAGAGACUUUUUAAUAAAUAGAUGGUAGUUAUAUGAGGUUGUAAUCCAGUUCAUUCCAGCUGAGCAGUUAAAAGAUUUUUUCAGAAAAUUACCUUGGUCCAAUUAAAGUUUUAAGAACUAACAUUACUGAAAUGUUCAUAUCAAAAGUGAAAAUGAAGUUAUUAUAUGUAUACCAUACAGCAUUAUCAGAAUGGUACAAUUUCCCCCAAAUAAACUGUCAUGCCCUUCCUCUCA
This is a messenger RNA of Pelodiscus sinensis (Chinese soft-shelled turtle), 3474 nucleotides long. RefSeq names its product sorting nexin 18 (gene SNX18). Gene Ontology annotation, cellular component: cytoplasmic vesicle; plasma membrane. Gene Ontology annotation, biological process: protein transport; cleavage furrow formation; endosomal transport. The record is from RefSeq and is a predicted model, not a curated record. Gene Ontology annotation, molecular function: phosphatidylinositol binding; protein binding. NCBI's taxonomy places the organism in Eukaryota, Metazoa, Chordata, Testudines, Trionychidae.